Messenger RNA from Aspergillus calidoustus, 924 nucleotides. The record is from the annotation of a GenBank genome assembly. Lineage: Eukaryota; Fungi; Ascomycota; Eurotiomycetes; Eurotiales; Aspergillaceae.
AUGAGUCCCCUUUCACAACCAACAGCAACUAACAAAUCAAUCUUUUGUGUUACAGAGGGCCGCCUGCAACAAGCAACCCUCGACCUCCUCUCCGGCUGCGACAUCCAGUUCCGCCGCGAAAACCGCCUAGACAUCGCCCUCGUUAAAAACCUGCCCAUCGCCCUCAUCUUCCUCCCCGCCGCCGACAUUCCCACCUUCAUCGGCGAGGGUCGCGUUGAUCUCGGUAUUACUGGGCGCGAUCAGGUCGCCGAACACGAUGCGCAACUUGGCUUGCCCGCUGGCGAGGAAUCCAAUGUGCAGGAGGUCUUGGAUCUAGGAUUCGGCGGGUGCAAACUGCAGGUUCAGGUUCCGGAGAAAGGCAAUAUCCAGACCGCGAAGGACCUGAUUGGAAAGAAUGUUGUGACAAGCUUCACUGCGCUUUCUGAGCAGUUCUUUGCGCAGUUGGAGGGUGCUGCUCCUGCUGAGAGGAAGACCAAGAUCAAGUAUGUCGGUGGAAGUGUUGAGGCUGCUUGUGCGCUAGGCGUCGCGGAUGGAAUUGUCGAUCUUGUCGAAUCCGGUGAGACCAUGCGCGCCGCUGGGCUCAAGGCUAUCGACACCGUCGUCUCGAGCACAGCCAUCCUAGUUAAGAACCGCAACACCAAGAAUCCGCUCGUCGACCUUAUCACAUCUCGUGUCCGUGGUGUCAUUACCGCCCAAAAAUUCGUUCUUUGCCAGUACAACAUCCCCCGCGACAGCCUCGCAACCGCCAGCAGUAUCACUCCCGGAAAGCGCGCGCCCACGGUGACGGCCCUCGAAGAAGACGGCUGGGUCGCAGUGAGCUCAAUGGUCGAGAAGAAGAAGAUCGCAACAGUGAUGGACGAGCUGACCAAGGUCGGCGCAACGGAUAUCCUGGUGCUCAACAUCGCCAACUCGCGAACAGACUAG